AUGUGGAACAGCUACCUGAGGGAGUUCACGGCGGAGGCCUGGCUGUUGGGCUGCGCGGUCCUCGUGCUAUUGGCUCUGACCUUGACCCUGGUGAUGAGGUUCUCGCCCGGGGAUGACCCUGUGGCUGUCGGCGAUGCUAUCAUGGUCGUUGUUGCUGCCCUCUGCCAGACGGGCACCACCAUAAACUUCAGCGCCUACUCGAGUCGCAUACUGGUCAUUGCCCUUUUCCUCACAUGUGUACUAGUAUACACAUUUUAUACGUCGUUCCUGAUCUCGGCUCUGACCGUGAAUAAGAUCGUGCUGCCCUUCAGAACCCUGCAGGAGAUGUAUGCUAAGCAGUCCUAUACCUUUGGCUUCAACGGCGGUGGAUCAUUGGAAGGUUAUUUUAAGAGUUCGACUUUUCCCCUCUACGGCAAGAUCUGGCACGAGAUGGUCGUCCCGAAUCCUACGAGUCUACAGACAUCUAUGGACGGCUUGGACCAGGUGCUGAGUAGACGCCACACCUUCAUGAUCAACGAAGUGUAUUUUCUGAGCAAGUACUUCCACUGCGGCUUCUAUGUCCUCCCGGGAGAGUACUUCCGCGCCCCGAAAACUUGGCCGAUCCAGAAGGACUCUCCGCUCUUUCCCGUUUUUAAUUACCAGUGA
Messenger RNA from Penaeus chinensis, 645 nucleotides. RefSeq names its product glutamate receptor 1-like. Lineage: Eukaryota; Metazoa; Arthropoda; Malacostraca; Decapoda; Penaeidae. Gene Ontology annotation, molecular function: ligand-gated monoatomic ion channel activity. Gene Ontology annotation, cellular component: membrane. The record is from RefSeq and is a predicted model, not a curated record. The transcript is spliced from 3 exons. The coding region runs from base 1 to 645 and encodes 214 amino acids.